GGAAGAUGGCCGCCGUCAUCGCCUCUCCUCAGGCCUGGUCUCUCCGUGUGAGGCGGGAAGGCGGCGGAUGGCGCAGAGAACGGAGGCCGAGAGAGAGAGAGAGAGAGAGAGAGGGGACAUGAGAGUUCUCUGGAGCCACCCCUGCCGUGAUGGGAAACGAACCAGCUUCUAGUCGAUAUUAAGGCAUUUGGAAACCAAAGUGCAGUAAGGAAACCAGUCCUCUAGGAAAAAGGAUUCCUCCCAAGGGGCUGAUUCUGCAGAAUUCCUACAUUCUCUUUGGAUUCUAGAGUAGAACCAUAGAGUCGGAAGAGACUGCAUGAGGCACCUAGUCCAGGCCUCUGCCGUGCAGGAAAAGCGCAAAGUACCCCUGACAGAUGAGCAUCUGGCCUCUGUUUAAAGGAUUCCAAAUGAGCCUCCACUACAUUUUGAGGCAGAGAGUUCCACCGCUGAACUACUCUUACAGUCAGGAAGUUCUUCUUAAUGUUCAGAUGGAAUCUACUUUCCUGUAAUUUGAACCCAGUGCUGUGAGUAAUCAGAAAGGGAAAAACAAGAAUCAAGUGUCCUUAUUGGAAUUAAAUGUACAUAGCACUGUUGACAUGGAGGAGAAAGCAUAUAAAUGUAUCGAAUGUGGAAAGAGCUUUAGUCAGCAUGGAAAGCUGAACAGACAUCAAAGGAUUCACACUGGGGAGAAAGCCUAUAACUGCCUGGAGUGUGGACAGAGCUUCACUCAGAAGGGAAGCUUACAUACACAUCAAAGGACUCACACUGGGGAGAAACCCUAUAACUGCCUGGAGUGUGGACACAGCUUUGCUCAUAGUUCAGGACUACGUUCACAUCAAAGGACUCACACUGGGGAGAAACCCUAUAAAUGCUUGGAGUGUGGACAGAGCUUUGCUCGUAGUUCAGGACUACGUUCACAUCAAAGAACUCACACUGGGGAGGAACCCUAUAACUGCCUGGAAUGUGGACAGAGCUUUGCUCAUAGUUCAGGACUACGUUCACAUCAAAGGACUCACACUGGGGAGAAACCCUAUAACUGCCUGGAGUGUGGACAGAGCUUCAGUGAUUGUUCAACUCUACGUUCACAUCAAAGGAUCCACACUGGGGAGAAACCAUAUAACUGCCUGGAGUGUGGACAGAGCUUUACUCAGAGGGGACAUUUACGUUCACAUCAAAGGACUCACACUGGGGAGAAACCCUAUAAAUGCCUGGAGUGUGGACAGAGCUUCAUUCAGAGUUCAAGUCUACGUAACCAUCAAAGGACUCACACUGGGGAGAAACCCUAUAACUGCCUGGAGUGUGGACAGAGCUUCAGUGAUUAUUCAAAUCUACGUUCACAUCAAAGGACCCACACUGGGGAGAAACCAUAUAAAUGCCUGGAGUGUGGACACAGCUUUACCCAGAAGUUACACCUACGUUCCCAUCAAAGGACCCACACUGGGGAGAAACCCUAUACAUGCCUGGAGUGUGGACAGAGCUUUACUCAGAAGGGACACUUACGUUCCCAUCAAAGGACUCACACUGGGGAGAAACCCUAUACAUGCCAGGAGUGCGGACAGAGCUUUGCUCGGAGUGGAGCUCUACGUUUGCAUCAAAGGACCCACACUGGGGAGAAACCAUAUAAAUGCCUGGAGUGUGGACAGAGCUUUGCUCGGAGGGGAAACCUAAGUUCCCAUCAAAGGACUCACACUGGGGAGAAACCCUAUAAAUGCCUGGAGUGUGGGCAGAGCUUCAUUCAGAGUUCAAGUCUACGUAACCAUCAAAGGACUCACACUGGGGAGAAACCCUAUAACUGCCUGGAGUGUGAACAGAGCUUCAGUGAUUGUUCAAAUCUACGUUCACAUCAAAGGACCCACACUGUGGAGAAACCCUAUACAUGCCGGCAGUGUGGACAGAGCUUUGCUCGGAGUGGAGCUCUACGUUUGCAUCAAAGGACCCACACUGGGGAGAAACCCUAUAACUGCCUGGAGUGUGGACAGAGCUUUACUCAGAAGGGACACUUACGUUCCCAUCAAAGGACUCACACUGGGGAGAAACCCUAUACAUGCCGGCAGUGUGGACAGAACUUUGCUCGGAAUGGAAAUCUACGUUUGCAUCAAAGAACCCACAUUGGGGAGAAACAGUAGAAAUGCAUGGAGUGUGGACAGAGCUUUUCAUGAAAUAACAUUAUACAUAGACAUCAUAGACUUCACCCUGGAGAAAAUUGUGUUAAUUGACACCAGAGUGUCAUUCUAACACGUAGAAAAGCAACUCUUGCAAAUUUUGGAAAUGCAAGCUCGAAGUUGGGACAUUUCAUCACAUGUGGUGUACUGUGGAAAGAUUGAACUAAAACACCGUGUUCCCUCACCUAUCACGGGUGUUAGGUUCCAGGACCACCGCAAUAAGUGAAAAUCCAUGAAGUAGGGAUGUUACAUAUUUAUACAUUAUUUUAGUAUUUAUACAGUAUUUUAAGUCUUUAUCAACCAAUCGUGUAUUGAUCAAUUGCCUCCUUCUCCUCCCGUUGCCUCUUGGGCUCCUUUUCUCUCUCUUUGGCUUCUUCUUCCUCAGGCUGUAAAUUGUAAUUUUUUAUGAUUUAUAAUAUUUUUUUAGAGUUUAUUGAAAAACCGCAAAACAGCGAAUCCGCAAACAGUGAAACGCAAAGUAGUGAGGGAACUUUGUACGUUCUAUUCUGGAAGUAAUUAUAUUAUCUAAAGGGAGUAGAAUAAUGAGAAAUAAAAAUUAACAGAUAGAAUGAGGCUUUUAGUCACGUAUCCAUGUCUGUUAGUUCAGUUGUGUGUCUAUGUAGGUAACCCC
Messenger RNA from Anolis carolinensis (green anole), 2793 nucleotides. Its product is annotated as zinc finger protein 658B-like. Bases 597 to 2126 code for a protein of 509 amino acids. Gene Ontology annotation, molecular function: RNA polymerase II cis-regulatory region sequence-specific DNA binding; DNA-binding transcription factor activity. The record is from RefSeq and is a predicted model, not a curated record. Lineage: Eukaryota; Metazoa; Chordata; Lepidosauria; Squamata; Anolidae. The transcript has 2 exons. Gene Ontology annotation, biological process: regulation of transcription by RNA polymerase II.